Molecule: messenger RNA, 1875 nt
Organism: Pyricularia pennisetigena
Lineage: Eukaryota; Fungi; Ascomycota; Sordariomycetes; Magnaporthales; Pyriculariaceae
Exons: 1
Coding region: 1-1875 (624 amino acids)
Biological process (GO): coenzyme A biosynthetic process
Cellular component (GO): phosphopantothenoylcysteine decarboxylase complex
Molecular function (GO): FMN binding; phosphopantothenoylcysteine decarboxylase activity
Source: RefSeq, a predicted model, not a curated record
AUGGAUCAACCUGCCGCUGCCGCCGCGGACGAACCGCCGCCUUCAGGCAAUGCCACGACACCGCACCUUGCCCUGCCCGCCGCGUCCAGCAGUUUGAUAUCCGAUAUGCCAAACCCUCGCUACUCGAAAUUGCACCUGUUGGUGGUGGCCAACGGGUCCCGUGAGACGAGCUUCUGCGCCGCCGUCGCAAUGCGGCUGUCCAAAGACCCCAAGAUCGCCAUCAGGGUCGUCGCCGACGAUGUUGCCCCGCAACUCAACCAAACAUUUGCUGUCGAGCGAAACUAUUCGCUCAAGGUCCCGGAUCAGUCCGACGAUCGCAUACGAAGCAUAGCACGACAUCAACACAGGGCUGCCGAGUUGGUCGAGUGGGCAGACCUCAUGGUCCUUUGUCCCAUCGACGCUGAUCACCUGGCCAAGAUGAUGAGUGGGCACUGCGACACCAUGAUCCUCGAGGUUCUGCGCAGCUGGGACGCUUCGAAGCGUAUACUGCUUGUUCCUGGAAUGUCGACAACAAUGUGGGAGAAUCCGGUCACCAAGCGGCAGAUCAGCAAGCUGCACCGCAAGUGGCAUUGGGUGCGUGUCCUGCCACCUAUACUGUGGCGCUACGAGCACCUGGAUGCGCCUCCGUACUUUAAGCGUAUCGUGGAGUGGACCGGCCUCAACGAGGUCUUGGGCAUAAUCAAGAACCAGGCAGACCUCUUGACCAUGGGCCACGACGUCGACGUGCCCGCUCGCGAGCUGGUGGCAACGUCGCCAUCCUUUUCCAGUCCAGGCGGGCGCAAGAAGCAGCCGGUCUUGCCGCCAGAGAUAUGGAGCCUCAUCCUCGAGCACACCAGAGACUGGGAGCUGGCGCAGUCGCUCGGCGUGUUUACGACCCUCGAGAUGCCGGAGCCGUGGCGGACCGAGCCGAAAGACAGCUCGGAUCCGCUGCAGGUUUUCAUGCACCGCCUCGAGUGGCGCCUGCUUUCCGCGGACACGGCGGCGAUAUGCAGCGUGCUGGAGACGGCUCCAGCGAACCUCACGGACCUGUCGGCGCUCGCCAUCAAACUUAUCUUCAAGUUCGCCCUCACCGGCGUGCUCUCCUACAUCGAGUGCCACUGCCCGAUCGUCUUCCGCAACUUUGACGGCAAGACCAUCCCGACCAAGGCGUCGGCAUACUACGGCCGCACCGACAUCCUCGACUGGUGGGCCAGGUCCCCCUCGUUCCUGGAGAAGCAGUACGACCAGGAGGCCAUGGACAACGCCUCGCUCUACGGCUACAUCCACGUGCUCGAGUGGUGGCGGCGGUCGGGCCUGCCGCUCAAGUACAGCGAGGCGGCGAUGGAGCAGGCCAGCGCAAAGGGCCACAUCCGCGUGCUGGACUGGUGGCGCGAGGCGGCCGUGUCGACGGGCGGCCCGGUGGACAACAGGGACCCCGAGGCCAGGCCCAUAGAGCUCAAGCCGGGCAAGUCGCUGCUGUACGCGGCGCAGGCGGGCCACACGGACGUCUUGCGCUGGUGGAUGACGAGCGGGAUCCCGGUCGAGCACCAGGACGAGGUGUGCAUGAAGGCGUCGCGGGUCGGUCGGGCGGACGUGCUCGAGACGUGGAGGCUGCUGCGCGGCGACAACAACCUCAUCUUCACCUCGCAGGUUCUCGUCGACCCCACGAUAUACUCGUACAUUGACGUGCUGGAGUGGUGGAGGAAAUACGCCAGGGGAGAACUGCCUGGCAUGGACGGGCAGCCGGCCAAGAAGGUCGAGUACCGUACCAUGGAUAUCGAGGAGGCGCUGGAGGAUUCCUUUGGCGACCAAACGGCCGUGAGGCGAUGGUGGGCCGAGAAUGGGCUCAAUUUGGGAUUGGGCACCAGCGAGUGGCUCAAGGUACGCUACCUUUGA